CAAAAGGGUCAUGAUUCACUUCUUACUUUUCAUUCCUUUAAAUACUACAUACUUAGAAUACAAAGGGACUGAUCAAACCAAACAAGCAUAGCUAGCUUCCUCUAAUAGCUCAAACCAUUCCUCUUCACCUUGCUACUGCUAGGCCUUUCUACCAAACACAAAUCUUAUAUAUCAAUUCAAUAUGAAGACUUCACUUCUUCAUGACAUAGUUAUUGGAACCACAAUCAUCUCAGCAACAUAUGACCAAUUUCAAAAAUCAGUUAACAGAUACUUACUUGAUUCUGCCACUCAUCAAUGUCAACUUUCAACCAAACAACAAAACAAAAGUAGAGCAAAUUCUAACCAAGAAAAGCGCAGCAGGAAGGCCGAUAGUCUCUCACAAAGAGUUCAAGAACAUGUGAGAUCGGGAGCAAACAUAUCUAAAACAAUAAAGAGGACGUUGAACUUAGGGGCUCAAAUUCUUCAAAUGGGUGGAGUGGAGAAAAUGUUUAGGCAGUAUUUUAGUGUGAGAGAAGGAGAGAGGCUAUCAAAAGUUUCGCAGUGUUAUCUUUCCACCACAUCCGGUCCUCUAUCUGGUCUCCUCUUCAUCUCCAAUGAAAAGGUGGCCUUCUGCAGUGAGAGAACAAUAAAAGUCUUCAAUCAGAAAGGUCAAAUGCGUAGGAUCCGCUAUAAGGUUGCCAUUCCACUGAAGAAGAUCAAGUGUGUGAGGCAGAGUCAAAAUGUUGAGAAGCCAACACAAAAGUACAUAAACAUAGUCACAAUGGACAAUUUUGAUUUCUGGCUUAUGGGUGUCCUAAAAUAUCAGAAAACUUUCAAAUAUAUCGAGCAGGCAAUUUCUCAAGCAUGCUUAGAUGAAUAGAACAAGUCCACUCUUAGAGCAUAACAUAAAGAAUUUAAGAUAUAACUUACUAGAGAUGACAUACAACAAGCAAUGAUAUGACAGAUGUAAUUGAAGAUAUGCUUUGAAACGAGGGACUUCGUGAACAAAACACCUCAUCAUAGUUUUGGUUUCAUUGAUAUUAGCUCGGAUGUAAACUUGGCUGUCAACAUAUUGUUGAUAAAGUUGUUAAUGCAAGAGAUCAUUUGGCAUGUGCUUUGUAACCCCAAGCAGUGGCUGUUAAUGACAACAAGACCAUUCUUUUAGAAGGUAUCCAUUCAUCCAUAGGACUGAAUUAUAAAUUUAAUGAAGGGAGAUUAUUGUUAUGGUUGAAAAA
This is a messenger RNA of Medicago truncatula (barrel medic), 1214 nucleotides long. RefSeq names its product putative GEM-like protein 8. The record is from RefSeq and is a predicted model, not a curated record. The coding region runs from base 182 to 859 and encodes 225 amino acids. The transcript is spliced from 4 exons. NCBI's taxonomy places the organism in Eukaryota, Viridiplantae, Streptophyta, Magnoliopsida, Fabales, Fabaceae.